Tribolium castaneum (red flour beetle) is the source of this 1927-nucleotide messenger RNA. RefSeq names its product Tubulin tyrosine ligase-like 12 (gene TTLL12). The coding region runs from base 75 to 1874 and encodes 599 amino acids. Gene Ontology annotation, cellular component: cytoplasm. The transcript has a single exon. Lineage: Eukaryota; Metazoa; Arthropoda; Insecta; Coleoptera; Tenebrionidae. Gene Ontology annotation, biological process: protein modification process. The record is from RefSeq and is a predicted model, not a curated record.
GGAAUUCGGCCGGGUUGGCCCAUGUGUCACCUUGACAUCCCGGUUUUAGGUUAUAAAAAAAUCAAAAAACGAGUAUGGGGCGCACGACGGACCUGGACGCCUUCCUCAACCUGCACCGCGACCAGCUGACCUCCUCCGGCAUCCCCGAGAUCUACUGGGGCACCCUCAACGAAAAAAUCCAAACGCAGCUUUUCAACGCCGGUGAGAGCUUCCAACUGCUUCAAAUCGACUACGAGCGCGAGCGCCUGCCCCACGAGCCGGCGUGGGGGCUCCAGGCCACCACCGACAUCGACAAGUCCGACCCCAAACACAUCUACUUGAUCGACCAUGCCUGGACCUUUCGGGUCGGACACGCCAAAAACCAGCUGCUUCAGUUCGACUCGCUCCGCAGCCGGUUGUGCAAUAUUUUGGGGCUCAAUGAUAAUUUACCGAAAGAAGAGGUGGCGGAGCGGGUUUUCACCGAGAUCUGGAGGCUGUGCAACACGUACUCGAUCGGAAACGCGGAAAAUAUCGAGGAGAGGUUGCCGGUUUGGUACGUUAUGGACGAAAUAGGUUCGGCUGUGAUGCACAGUGAGACGCCCAAUUGCCGGGUCGUGCCCUUCGUGCACGUGGAUGCGCAAAUCACCUACUCGCUGCUUUUCCCCAUUUCGGAUGUUUCGGAGGAGGAUUUUAUUUUUGCGGAUUUUGCCGAAGGGGUCCAGGAUUUGGUGCAAAAGCGGGCCGCUUUGCUACCGUGGGUGCCCCACGAGUUCGACUUGAGUUUCGAGCCCGAAAUGCCAGGGCCGGACUACUAUCUAAGCGGCCACGUUGAAGAAAGUUUGCCUGAUCUGAAGCAACUGAACCGGAAAAAACCUCAAGAAAAGUACAAAGUUUUCACGGAAUAUAGUCUCGUGAGAGACUUUCUGACUGACGAAAGGUUCGAGUUUGUGGAUGACGAAGACACGGCCGAGAUCUUGUGGCUCACGCGGCACUUUAAAGACUAUUCAAAAUUGAGCGAAACGCCGCAAAAAUUCGUCAAUCAGUUCCCGUUUGAGUACGUUUUAACUAUCAAAGACCUGCUUUGUCUGACUUGUCGCAAAGCAGCCAGGGCCCGAAACCAGUCGAUGGAAGCGGCAAAGUGGUUCCCCGUCACUUACAAUUUGCGGACCGAAAUCGGUCAUUUUGUGAGUUACUUCCAAAAACACAAAAACCGGGAAAAUUUCUGGAUCAUCAAACCGUACAAUUUGGCCCGAAGUCUGGACAUCCACAUCACCGAUAAUCUCAACUACAUCAUGCGGCUCCCGGCAACGGGGCCCAAAAUCGCUCAGAAGUACAUCAGUAACCCGGUCCUGUUCGAACGGCCUGAAUGCGGCCCUGUUAAGUUCGACAUUCGUUACGUGAUUCUGCUCAAAAGUGUGAAACCGCUGAAAGCGUACGUUUACAGGGAGUUUUUCGUACGUUUUGCGAACAAAUCGUUCGAACUGAAGGACUUUCACGACUUUGAAAAACACUUCACUGUGAUGAACUACGACGAAAACGUCCAGCUUAAGCACAUGUUGUGUUCCGAAUUUCGCAUUUUUUGGGAGCAACAAUAUCCGAAUUUUGAUUGGGACAGUGUGCAAAAAUUAAUUUUGGGGGUUCUUAGGAACGUGUUAGAGGGGGCUGUUAAGGACGAGCCCCCUUGUGGGGUGGCCCACAGUCCGCAAUCGCGGGCUUUGUACGCCGCUGAUUUGAUGCUGGAAUGGGGGGAGUCCCGGGACAUCCAGCCCAAAUUGCUGGAAAUUAACUGGACUCCAGACUGCCAACGGGCAUGUCAGUAUUAUCCCGGCUUUUAUAACGAUAUUUUCAAGCUGCUGUUUUUGGAUGAAACGUCCGAUGCGUUUAUCGAAUUGUAAAGUCUAUUUUUGUUAAAGAAACAAUUUAUUUUAAAUAAACUUAUUAAAUACUU